This is a messenger RNA of Drosophila virilis, 1955 nucleotides long. Its product is annotated as L-asparaginase 1. Lineage: Eukaryota; Metazoa; Arthropoda; Insecta; Diptera; Drosophilidae. The record is from RefSeq and is a predicted model, not a curated record. Gene Ontology annotation, molecular function: asparaginase activity; protein binding.
CAGUUGCCUAGCAAAAUUUGUGACGUUAAGUUUUCAAACAAACUUUUAGAUAACUUUUUCAAGUAGAGUUCCGUGGCAGUAGGAAAAGAUGGCAAGCGCCACAUGUCUGUGCAGCUCAAAAAAGGAAUCGCGUGUGCAUGUCAUCUACACCGGAGGUUCUAUUGGCAUGAUGCGCAAUGAUGCGGGCGCCUUGGUGGCCAUAAAAAAUGAGUUAUUCAACCGACUGCGCGAAUAUCCCUGCUGCCACGAUAAAACCUACAAGCAGUCCAGCGAAAAUGAAGAUCAGUGGCUGGUUUUGCCAACAGUGGAAGGCGAAUUACGUGUGCUGUAUGAUUUGGAUGAAUAUACGUCGGUAACGGACUCUAGCUGCAUGAACGCGAAGGACUGGCAACGCAUAGCCAACGACGUGGGCGACGCCUACCAUCGAUACGAUGGUUUCGUUAUACUGCAUGGAACGGACACCAUGGCCUAUACGGCCUCUGCGCUGGCUUUUUUGCUGGAGAAUUUGGGUAAACCCGUUGUGGUUACGGGCGCCCAGUUACCCAUUUUCGAUAUGCGAACAGAUGGACGGGACAACUUUAUUGGGUCGUUGAUGCUGGCGGGCAACUAUAACAUUCCCGAGGUGUUGAUCGUUUUUGGUGGUCGGGUGUUGCGUGGCUGCCGCAGCACAAAGGUUAACCCGGACUCAUUUCAUGCAUUCGAAUCGCCCAAUCAUCCGUUUCUCGGAACAAUUGGCGCAAAUAUCGACAUUAAUGGCCGCAAAAUAUUUAGAUCCUGCAAUCUGGGUACCUUCUCGCUGCACACAGAGCUGGAGCCUAAUGUGGGUUUGCUGCGCAUCUAUCCAGGCAUCACUGCAGCUGCAGUGCGAGCCUUUCUCAGCGAGCCCAUGAAGGGCGUUGUUAUACAGAGCUUUGGGGUCGGCAAUUUGCCCAGCAACGAUGACGAACUCAUGGAUGAGAUUUGCAAGGCCGUCAAACGUGGAGUCCUGAUUGUGAAUAUAUCGCAAUGUCCAAAGGGCUCAGUUUCUCCCAUUAACGUGGCGGGCACUUGGAUGGAAACGGGCGUGAUCUCGGGCUGUGAUAUGACACAGGAGGCUGCGUUAACAAAGUUAGCCUAUGUGCUUGGCAAAAGGGAAUGGGACUUUUGCAAUAAAAAAAAUAUGCUGGAGGUAAGCUUGCGCGGCGAGAUGACCACCAACAAAGCGGCAAAAAUAAACGAUAUUGAUUUCAUUGAGGGCGUGGCACGCACAUUGCAUUUAUCCAUGUCCAGCGAGCGGCAUCAAAUGUGCUCCAUAUUCUUUCCGGCGCUUGUCGAGGCAGCCGUCAGGGAUGACGAUGUGGUUAAGUUGAAAAAUCUGCGACAAUACGGUGCAAACCUCAGCGAUACCAAUACCGAGGGACGCACUGCACUGCAUCUGGCCUGUUUUCUGGGCAAACAAGACAGCGUCAAGUGCCUGCUGGCAGAGGGUUCUCCCGUGGACCUGACCGAUCGAUUCAAUCGGACGCCACUGCACGAAGCCAUCGAUUCGGAUAAUCAUGAGAUUAUUCAACUAUUGCUAAAGAAGGGCGCUGUGCUGCCGGAAGAGCCAGUGGAGUUGGCAGAGAAACUGCGCUCCCUGACCGAGCAUGACCGAAUCGAACGUCUAGAGUCCUAUCGCUUGGCGGGUGCAAAUCUAGAUGUAGUCGACGGCACCGGUCGUUCAGCGCUUCAUCAUGCAUGCCAGCUGGGCAAAACAGAUGUGGUGAAAUAUCUGUUGCCCUUUUAUGAGAAUCCCAGUAUUAAGGACUCGCUCGGCCUGGGGCCUAUACAAUAUGCCAAGGUGGGCAAUCAUUGUGACAUUGUGGCCAUGUUAUGUGCAAGCAAACAGAAUUAAAUUCCCUGUAUCAAAAGACGAAUAAUUAAAUGGCCAAAUACGGCAACUUGGUUCGAUAUGUGAAGAGCAUUUUCAAAAGAAA